This is a messenger RNA of Ostertagia ostertagi, 627 nucleotides long. The record is from the annotation of a GenBank genome assembly. Lineage: Eukaryota; Metazoa; Nematoda; Chromadorea; Rhabditida; Trichostrongylidae.
AUGUCCAAAAGUUCAUGUCAUUAUUCAGAAGCUGAUCCGAUGGGUCUGUUCAUGAGCAUUGAACCAUGCGAGGACUUUCCAUUUGGUGGCUAUUUGAGAUGCACUCCACCGAUACCAUUUAUCUACAAUUUGAUUCUGUUGGACUCCGGUGAUCGUGAACUAGCGAUGGUGCCGAUCAAGAAGCAUUGGAUGCAUCCAAAUUUGGAACGAAUCGAAAUCGAGGAGGACGGCUUCUGCGGUACUCUAUUCAAGCCUCCUGGAGAUGGACCUUUCCCGGCGGUUAUCGAUAUCUCUGGAACAGGUGGAGGUCUCCAUGAGCACAAGGGAUCAAUGCUGGCGUCGGAAGGUUUUGUUGUGCUGUGUGUAGCGUUCUUCCAAUACAAAAAUCUCGUCGAAACACUUUCAGAAGUGGACCUGGAAUAUUUUGAGAGGCCUAUCAACUGGAUAAAGCGGCAACCAUUCACCACAGAUCGCCUCGGUAUUCAAGGCGUCUCCUUUGGUGCCACUAUUGUUCUUCUGCUAGCGACACGAUUUCCACAGCUAGACGCCGUCGUUGCUAUAAAUGGUCCUCAUGUGUUGAGCGACUAUGCGAAUAUCAAGGAAAAUGGCAAGCUAAUUCCUCAAGGA